GCCAUUUGGUAGCUUAGCUGCGUCGGUUUCGAAACUGCGCCAACAUUGUAUUGUUCUAUGUUGUGAAUGUAUGCUGGUGAGCGUGGUAGUUAAAUCAUUUUUAAGAGGUAAAUCAUACAAUAUACAGGCUGUGUGCAGCCAGCUAUGCAUUUACAGUAGUUUGUAACCGCUCUCUGUCAAGUCUAAAAGUUACUCUGCAUUUCUAACCCAGAGCUCAAUUUGGACAACUGGGGACCAAAUGAUCACUGUUCAAGGAAGACAUGGCGCGUAAGCGCUGUGAGCUCCUGCUGCUGCUGUUUUAUACAUCAGGCUCUUGCCGACUGGCCGGUGAACGGCCGCCGGCACCGGCAUGACCGAGAGUCGACUGGACGUGAGCGGCGGCGGGCCGGCCGCCAAACGGCCGCGCCUCGCCAGCCCCGGCCCGACCGCGCGGCUCGACGACCCGCUGGCGGCGCUGCACGAGCGCGCCCAGCUGGGCUGCCUGUGCCCGCUGCCGGCCGCGCAGCUGACGGCUCUGACGGCGCAGCUGUCGGCCGCCGACAGCCGCCGGCAGGUGCUGGCGCUCAGCACGCUGCAGCUGCUACAGGAGGCGGCGCUGCAGCAGCUGCGGCUGGGCAGCAUGUGCCGGCAGCUGCAGCGCGCCGUCUGCGCCCAGCGGCAGGCGGACGGGCCGCUGCUGGAGGCGCUGCUGGCUCUGCUCGCCUCGGGCACGGCACUCCUCAGCUGCGGCGCCGGCCGCUGUCUGACGCUGGCCGCUCUCCUGCUGCCGCCCGGCCGCGCUCAGAGACUGCUCGAGGCCCUGGUGGCCGCCGUGCUCGAGUCGGAACGGCAGCUCGAGGUGUGUCACGCGCUGAACGCGCUGCAGCGACUAAUCGAGCAGCACGAUCCGCCCGAGUCGGCGGCCGGCGGCGCCCGCCCGCUGCCGGCCGGCUGCGCGGCCAUCAGCGUCGGCCCCGACCCGGAGACACUCUCCGAGAUUAAAUGUGCCAUCACGGCGCUGCUGGAGAACCGCUGGGUGCCGGUGACACAGCGCUUCUGCCGGCUGCUGACGCGGCCCGCACACGAGACGGAGGUACUCGCCUUCCUCCGACUCUGGACAACCAUCAUCUCCGUGAAGAACAACCUCAGUAUCGUGGAGACCAAGUCGUUCUACGGCCGACUGGAGGGCCUGAUGAGCUCGCUAGGGGGUGAUGCCUCUCCCCACGUGUGGCGAGCCGUGCUGGAUCUUUACGCGGAGGUGCUCUGCUAUGGCAGCACGAUUGCGCUGCAGGACUGCGUGGCUGAGGAGCCAGCCGGACUGGCUCAUGCGCUGUUACGACAAACGCGCGCUGGUCGGUUGCUAGAGGCGGUGCCUUACGAGCGUGGUGUGCGUGCGUUCGCGGGCAGCAGUAGCGGUAGCGCGGGCGGCAGCGGCGGCGAUCGGCCCCUGAUGCAGAAAACUGUGCUGCUCGUGCUCAAGGCACUGGCGGUGACGGUGAAGGAGACGCGAUGUGAAAGCAGCAGCGAGGCGUCGGCGCGGUCCGCUGGCGGCUCCGGAUCCGAGGAGCAGGACAUGGUGAUCAUAGAGCGCACGCUGCGCGAGGUGGUGCGCCGGCUGGACGGCUGGGUGAAGGCGCGCCUGCCGUUCCACCCGGAGACGCCGAUGAGCGAGUGGGCAGUGGUGCUGCUCUGUGACCAGGACGAUUACCUGGUCGAGGCCAUGGUGUGCCUGCUGGACCUCUGCGCCGGCCUGGCCGAGCGGGCGCGCGUGCAGCCUGACUUUGAGCGCGCCAUCGACGCGCACCGGAGCUUCGUGCAGUUUCUGGGCACCGUGCGCCGGGACCACGACCUACUGCUCGAUUUUCUCAUCUCGAACGAGACCUGUUUCCUGCUCUACCUGCUGCGCUACCUCAAGUUCGUGCGGAAACAUUGGGCGAGAUUUCUGCGCGCGUGCGGCGCUAAGUUACAAGAGGUGAUGGGUGUGCUGAUUGGACUGCGCAUUUCGCUACAGCAGCUCGUGGCUCGUGAUCUGUUUCCGUACAACGUGACGCCGAUCCUGAAGCUGCUAGAGCGGUGUGAGCAGCUGUACGAACAUAAUCCGGCGGCCGGAUAGCGGUCGGACGGUAUCUCGACGUCUCCCGUGUGCGUCCCGCAUCGGCGGGCAGGCACCCCCAUGCGCUCUCUUCUCCCGUCAUCCGCGCAGCGCGCGGUCGCUCAUUGGCUCAACUGGUUAUUUAUGGUCGCGGCGCUCUGCGCCCGUGCGGCGGCCCGGCCGGCUCGGGUUGGGUCUGACGCCGGUCCGGGCCCGCGCUCGCGGUCCGCCCACCGCCGCCCAUCCCCCACUGCCGCUCUAAUGACGCCAUGUGGACGCACAUGAAUCUACGGCCGUUUUCGGCGAGACGGCGCUGAUGUUUUUAAUGCAAUCUCUUGAAUGUGUAUUGUGUAAUAGGUUGGUAAGCCAUUUCGCAGUGUGGAGUAAGGCGUAUGUGAAAGGAGAUAGCCACAAAGGUAUCGAUUCCAUCCGACAUUUUAUGUCGCAGCAUUUCUUAAAGGCAACUUGAAAGAUCUGUAAGGUAAGGGACGAUGGGAACAAAUGACGUUUCGGUGCCAACUACCGUUAGUUCUCUGUAAAUUUGUCAAAUGUUCAUGUACGCUUUACGUUCGUUCCUACCCAGCUGGAAAUCCAGCACAUGACUGGAAUUGUUUGUGAACAUCCCAAAUGUGUCUAUUUUUAAAUUGGACCCAUGCUCGUAUAUAGGUGGUAGAUGUUCACCUUUUUGUUUGUGGAGCGCAAGAUGACAUUUGUACUAGGUUCGUGUUGCAAUGUUUUGUAAGUGGAUCAAGGAUCCUGCAUUGAUGUUUGUCUCUGAGACGCAAUCAUAUUUUUCUUACAUGAAUACUGUGCACUUCGUCACGCGUCGAAAGCGUAUUCCAUCGAGAUCAAACGUGUGAAUACACUACAAACCAUAA
Messenger RNA from Amphibalanus amphitrite, 2949 nucleotides. RefSeq names its product protein lines-like. The record is from RefSeq and is a predicted model, not a curated record. The transcript has 3 exons. Lineage: Eukaryota; Metazoa; Arthropoda; Thecostraca; Balanomorpha; Balanidae. The coding region runs from base 350 to 2092 and encodes 580 amino acids.